Molecule: messenger RNA, 1506 nt
Organism: Linum tenue
Lineage: Eukaryota; Viridiplantae; Streptophyta; Magnoliopsida; Malpighiales; Linaceae
Source: the annotation of a GenBank genome assembly
UCUUCGGACAUGGCGGCGACGGCGGAAAGGUUCAACUAUUACGCUGCCGCUUGCGCCAUAGUCGCUUCCACCAUAUCCAUCAUCUUCGGCUACGAUACCGGAGUGAUGAGCGGAGCAAUGAUCUUCAUCAAAGAGGACUUGAGAAUCGACGACACGAAAGUCGAGGUCCUCGCCGGAAUCCUCAACCUCUGCGCCCUGGUAGGCUCCUUAAUGGCGGGGAGAAUCUCCGACUACAUCGGUCGUAAAUACACCAUCGCCAUGGCCUCCACCAUCUUCCUCGCCGGCUCCGUCCUCAUGGGCUGGAGCCCCAAUUACGCCGUCCUCAUGACGGGACGCUGCGUGGCCGGACUCGGAGUCGGAUUCGCACUCAUGAUCGCUCCGGUCUACUCCGCCGAGGUCUCGUCGGCUCAAUCCCGCGGCUUCCUCACCUCCCUCCCUGAGUGGGGGAUCGCUAUCGGCAUCCUCUUAGGAUACAUCUCCAACGUCGCCUGCGCCAGGCUGUCGCUCAGGCUCGGGUGGCGGCUGAUGCUCGGGAUCGGGGCGGUCCCGUCGCUGAUCCUCGCGGUCGCGAUCGUCUCGAAGAUGCCGGAGUCCCCGCGCUGGCUGAUCAUGGAAGGGAAAUUGGGGGAAGGGAAGAGGAUACUUUUCGCGGUCUCGAAUUCGAAAGAGGAAGCCGAGAUUCGGUUCCGGGAGAUCAAAAUCGCGGCCGGAAUCGAUCCCGAGGAGGAGGGGGAGGAGACGGUUGAUCAUGUUCCGAAGAAUUCGGGAGGGAAAGGGGUGUGGAAGGAGCUGAUUCUGCGGCCCACGCGGGCCGUGCGGAUGAUUUUGAUAGCGGCGGUGGGGAUACAUUUCUUCGAACACAUGGUGGGCACGGAAGCGGUGGUGCUCUACAGCCCGAGGAUUUUCAAAUCGGCCGGGGUUACGGAUAAGCACAAGCUUCUGCUCGCGACGGUUGGGGUCGGAUUGACGAAAUUCGCCUUCAUCGUGAUCUCGACGUUUCUCCUGGACCGGGUCGGGCGGCGGAGGCUGCUGCUGGUCAGCACGGCCGGGGUGGUCGGGGCGUUGACCGUGCUGGGGGCGUGUUUGACGAUUGUGGAGAGGGAAAAGGGGGAGAAGGUGAUGUGGGCGCUGGGGAUGAGCAUCGCGUCGGUUUAUGCUUUCGUGGCGUUUGUGAACAUCGGGCUGGCGCCGGUGACGUGGGUUUAUAGCUCGGAGAUUUUUCCGCAGCGGCUGAGGGCGCAGGGGUACAGUUUGGGGGUGGCGGUGAAUCGGUUGAUGAACGCGACGAUCUCGAUGACGUUUAUAUCGCUGUACAAGGCGAUCACGAUCGGCGGGGCGUUCUUUAUGUUCGCCGGGGUGGCGGUGGUGGCGUGGUUUUUCUUCUACUUGUUGUUCCCGGAGACGAAGGGGAGGUCGUUGGAGGAGAUGGAGGAGUUGUUCAGUCACGGGUUCCGGUCGGGUCGGAAGCAGCAGAGUAAAGGGCAAGUAGGACAGGGCAACGUGUAA